UCGUGAAGACGAAAUUUUUCCUAAGCACAACCCCACACGGUGCCCCAGCAAACACAUUGUGGGUACAGGAUGAACAUGUGCUGAUCUGUCUCGCCUAAAACCAGAUGAAGCUUAAUGAGCUUGAUUAGUCUGAGCAUUGAAAGGCAGAAACUAGUUUUAAAAGAGUUGUCUUCAGUGGCUUGCUUGAGUACACUCACUGAAUGGGGACCAGUUCUCAGUGUUGGGGGUGAGUACUUCUUGUGUCCACUCUGUGAAGGAGCUGAUGGACACUUGCCCUGACUGAUACUGUUUCCUCAAGACCAAGUCUGAGGUCUGGUUCUACCAAGCAGCACGUCAUUCAGAUAUUUAAUUCUUUCCAGAUAGCCUUAGUUUGCAAAUCAAGAGGAAGUCCUGCAGACCAAGUUUCUGGUGAGGCUUCCACCUUUUGCUGACUAUUGCCAGCCCGUCUGAGACAUUCAGAAUAGUUCUCUUCUGCAGAAAUGAGGAAGUGCCAAUACUUGCAGGAAUGAGUGAGAUUAAUUCUUCUCUUCCCCCCUCCCCAACAGUGCAAAAGAAUUGAAUUGGAUUAUCACUCUGCUGUCUCAGCCAGCUCUGAGCAAUCUGCAGCAGUUUUGCCUGCUGAUGUGCUCCUGCUCUCCCCACGCAGCCUGAUUCAGUCUGGUUCCCAUGCUGGUUCAGCACAUCUGUUAAACGGCCUAAUCCUGCAGCUCCCGAAAUCAAUAGAAAGCACCCUCUGACUUGUACAAGGAACAAUGGCAGUCUUCGUUUGGUUUGACAUGUGUUAAUUGUUAUUUUGAGAUGACCUGAGUAGCCCAGGAUGACCUCAGAAGGGUUCAGUGCAUCCAGUGGCCUGAGCUUCCCACGGGCGGGGCUCUGCCGGGCUGGGCUGGGCUGUGCCCUCGCUGUCCCGGCUGGGUCAGCAGACUGCCCGUGUCAGCGACUCACUGCUGCAAAAUCGGGAAAUUCACGGUGAAAAUGAAACCCUGCCGAUAACAAGGACUUUUUUGGAGAGUCACUAUGAGUCAAGGCCAGGCCCGGGACAGCUCUGCAUCACAGCCCAUUCCCACAGUCAACCCGAAUCCUGGGAACGAGUCGCAGCAGAGGAAGCGCUGACUGGCGCUGGGCUGAGCCCCAGGAGCUCUGACGGAGCUGACACCGGAGGAGAGGAGGAGACAGGGCAGAGCCCAGCCCAGCCCAGCCCGCUCCGCCCCGGCGCUCCCGUCCCCGGAGGAGGCUCCCGGGGAAACCGAAACCGUGCGGCCUCUGUGCUCUGCCCCGGCCGGGCCAUGGCCGCUGCCAUCGAGCUGGAGCGGCUCCUGGCCGCCGUGGAGCUGAGGUGCUCCUUGUGCCUGCAGUUCUUCUCGGAGCCGGUGCGGAUCGCGGGCUGCAGCCACAGCUUCUGCCGGCGCUGCAUCAGCCGGUACCGCGCGGGCCGGCCCGGGCCCGGCUGCCCGCUCUGCAGGGAGGGCUUCGAGCUCCGCGACCUGCGGCCCAACCGCGAGCUGGCCGCGCUGCUCAGCCUCAUCCCGCCCGAGCUGAGCGAGGAGAAGCUGGAAACCCAGGAUGAACCCUCUGGAGCUGUUGUCUUCGGCGACCGGAGCUCGGCGGGGCGGCGACCUGGGGAGAAGGAGGAAGAGAUAUGGGAAAGCUCCAAGCAACCAGAAAUAUCUGCAGAGACCGUCCCCCUGUUGAGGAGAGAUCUCAAUAAAACCAAGGAAUACACAUCUGAGAUCAAAAGCCAGAUUACUCGAGAUUUCUGUUGCAUGAAGGAAUAUGUUGAAAGACAAGAGAGAAGCACAUUGAUGUUCAUUGAGCAAGAGCAAAAAGCUGCUCAACAGAAGAUUGAAGAGACUAUUCACCAGCUCACAGACAGCAAAGCCCAAACUAGUAACUUACCUUAUGAAGGCUCACUUUCAAUAAUGAAUAAAAUUACACUUGAUGAGAAACUUAAUGUUGUCAAAUGGGCUGUAGAAGAUCUUAAGAGAAAGUUGGAAAUGUUACUUUUGGAGAAAUACCCUCAGCAAUUCCCACCAGUGCAGCCUCCAGACUCGUAUCAGGAGACAAGUGUCUGCUCAUCACCCCCAGAGUCUGCAGCUGAAAUUCCAGACCUGGUGAUUCCAAGCCAGUUUUCUCAGUGGGCAGAGGAUGUGACUUUUGACCACACGAGAGCAAACGAGCGCUUGGCCCUCACAGCCCAGAACAGCAGAGUGGUGGUUUCCAGCCACCCCACCUGGUAUGAACCAUCUCCCAAGAGAUUCUGCAUCAGCCAAGUGAUGUGUUCCCAGAGCUUCUCCACGGGGUGCCACUACUGGGAGGUGAUUACUGAGGACAGUGAUGGAUGGGCUGUUGGAGUCGCUCAUGAAAUGAUUGGGAAGAGGGACAAAUUGGGAAGAACAGAGCAUUCCUGGUGCGUGGAAUGGCUGGGUUCCAAAAAGCAGCUGUCAGCCUGGCACAAGGAUCAAGAAACAUUGUUACACAAGGAUAAACCGCUGAGGGUUGGGGUUUUCCUGGAGCUACAAAAGCAGACAGUGUCCUUCUACUCCAUCACUGACAGGGAAAUUCUCUUGCACACCUUUGAACUCAGCACCUCCCAUCCUCUCUAUCCUGCCUUCUGGCUGUACAGCCUGGAAAGAAAUGGAUCUUUAACUCUAAGCCACCCAAACAGGAGAUAAAGCCUAUUCUGAAAAGGGACCAUUUUGCCAAUGACUGCAGAGUUUCUAUCCAAGCUUCAGUGUUUAGCACAGGAAUUUACCAAGGAAUGCAGAGCUACCCAGGAUUUCCUGGGAAUCAGCAACUGGCUUUUGCCUGCUCUGCUUCUCUCAAUGCUGUGCUCUGGUCCAGCCAGACCUCAGUAAAGCAAUUCCAGUGUCUGCUGAAGGCAGGAACCAUCCCUGUGGAGAUCAGGUGGAUUUCUUAAGCAGCUUUAAGUAGGCCCAGGAUAUUCCUGGGAAGGAAUGCACCAGGGAAGCUCUAAGGCUGGGGAUAAGCCUUGCUCAUGGACCUCAUUUUUCCUACAUUGAUCUAAAAAAAUACAGAACAGAUGAUGCCAUUACUUUCUGUCAAGUGAGCUUGCUUUGGAAAGAUCUGAGUGAGUAAGGAAUGCUCAGAGGGCAAGAAUGUUACUGGUUUCAGGCAUGAAAAUCUUUCUCUUUAGACACUAAACUACAGGAAAUAGGCUUUGUAUUUGAGGACCUGCCACUUUAGGUCCCAGAAGAUCAUCUCACUGGCACUGUAUUUUAGUCUUGCCCCCACCAAAGGGUUUUUUUCAGUCCUGGUGGUGGUGUGGCAACAGGAAUGGUUGGGGAAGCAGAUGCUCAGAUAUGUUUAUACCAGCUAAUAAAUCAUGCAGUCACUUUA
This is a messenger RNA of Corapipo altera (White-ruffed manakin), 3357 nucleotides long. It is a transcript of the gene RNF135, whose product is annotated as ring finger protein 135. Bases 1287 to 2672 code for a protein of 461 amino acids. The transcript has 6 exons. Lineage: Eukaryota; Metazoa; Chordata; Aves; Passeriformes; Pipridae. Gene Ontology annotation, molecular function: protein binding. The record is from RefSeq and is a predicted model, not a curated record.